AUUCUAUGUAAAUUAUUAAUAAGUUGAAACUACAAGGACCAUGACAUCAUGUGUAUCUUUCGUACUUCGAUUUAUAGUAUCUGAUAUCUCUACUUGGAAAAUUGCGUUGUCAGGUCCGUCAUCGGUGAUUAAAGUCAUCUGAAACAGUUAAUCUUACGACAGCCACGACUAGAAUCUAUGAUAUCACUUUCCGUUACAUGUUCGGAGUACUACGCUUCAGUGCUUUUCUUUAAAAUUCAUGCUGCAUUAUGUUGUCGCAAAAUGUGUUGAUAUAUACGGGAAAUAUACUUUCCUUAAAUGAACCUAAAACAAAAACAAGUCAGAAUCCUACGGACGAGCUAAUCGAAACUCUAAAGAUUGUUCUCCAACAUAACGAAACUAGUGGUGAAAAUCCAGUGGCUAUAACAGGAAAGAAAGAUAGUACUUUACAAGAUGUUAUCAGAGAGGAAGUUAAAAUAACUGUAAAAGUUUUUAUGUCCUCAACUAAUGUGAAUUUAUUGAAAGAAAGUAUAGAUGAAGUUUGCAACUAUUUGAAUACAAGUGCAAUUGAAUCUUUAGUAAUUGCCUAUUCAGGCAAAGAAAAUUCUGAAGAUCUAUUAUCAUCUUUGAAACAGUUAUGGAUUGGAAUAGAAGAAUAUGUUGAAGUUGGUAAAUUAUCAAGCGUUGGUUUAAGUGACAUUAGUACAAAUAUAUUUAUUGACUUAUUUCAAUGGGCAAAAGUGAAGCCUAACAUUGUACAAAUUAGCUUGGCUACAUGUUGUGUAGUACCACCUGCUUUGCAGUCAUUCACAAAAGAAAAUGAUGUGCAAUUGUUGACACACAAUGAUUCUGAUCAAAUUAUUCCUGCAGAAGAAUUAAAUAAAAUAUUUAAUGCUGAUGUCAAGUUAUAUUGGGUUGCCAGAUAUCAAAUACAUGUGAAGUGUCGUGGCAUUUUAUCUUCAAAAGGAUACUUAGUCUAUAUGAAUAAAACAACAACAUAGCAUAUUGUUUUAUAACAAUACUGUAAAAUACUAGAUGGGCAUAAGUUUUACAAUAAAAAUUGUGUUUACUUUCAUAAUUUAUACUUAUCAGGAUUUUACAAUAUAUUGACUGUAUACAUAUAAUUGAUAUUAAUUGAGUCAUGUAUAUAUAAGAUUAUUGUAAGAUUGUUGAUGUGAUCAAUAAAUGUCUAUAACAGUUAAUACAUUUAAUGUA
This is a messenger RNA of Nomia melanderi (Alkali bee), 1194 nucleotides long. RefSeq names its product Glutamate-cysteine ligase modifier subunit (gene Gclm). Gene Ontology annotation, cellular component: glutamate-cysteine ligase complex. Gene Ontology annotation, molecular function: enzyme regulator activity; glutamate-cysteine ligase catalytic subunit binding. The record is from RefSeq and is a predicted model, not a curated record. Lineage: Eukaryota; Metazoa; Arthropoda; Insecta; Hymenoptera; Halictidae. Gene Ontology annotation, biological process: glutathione biosynthetic process.